This is a messenger RNA of Phodopus roborovskii (desert hamster), 1831 nucleotides long. RefSeq names its product gap junction protein gamma 1 (gene Gjc1). NCBI's taxonomy places the organism in Eukaryota, Metazoa, Chordata, Mammalia, Rodentia, Cricetidae. The coding region runs from base 240 to 1430 and encodes 396 amino acids. The transcript has 3 exons. Gene Ontology annotation, cellular component: connexin complex. Gene Ontology annotation, biological process: cell communication. The record is from RefSeq and is a predicted model, not a curated record.
AGGGCUGAGGCGAAGAAGGCGGUGGCGGCAGCGGUGGCGGCGAGGCGGCGAAGGUGAUGGCGACGCGGGGCCCAUGAGGCGGCGGCCGGCGGGACGGGCCGAGGCCCGGCGGAGGAGGCGGCUUCGGGGGCGCCCACCGCCGGAGAGAAUUUUGGAAAGUAACAAGCAAAAUACCAUUUUUGAAAGAAGGUUUUGGGUGACAGAAGUUCUGGAUAACAGGGCAAACCAAUUCCAUCACCAUGAGUUGGAGCUUCCUGACACGUCUGCUAGAGGAGAUCCACAACCAUUCAACAUUUGUAGGAAAGAUCUGGCUCACUGUGCUGAUUGUCUUUCGAAUUGUCCUAACUGCUGUGGGAGGAGAGUCCAUCUACUAUGAUGAGCAAAGCAAAUUUGUGUGCAACACAGAGCAGCCAGGCUGUGAGAAUGUCUGCUAUGAUGCCUUCGCACCGCUCUCCCACGUGCGCUUCUGGGUGUUCCAGAUCAUCCUGGUUGCAACUCCCUCUGUGAUGUACCUGGGGUAUGCUAUUCAUAAGAUUGCCAAAAUGGAGCAUGGUGAAGCAGACAAGAAGGCAGCUCGGAGUAAGCCCUAUGCCAUGCGUUGGAAGCAGCACCGGGCUCUGGAAGAAACGGAAGAGGACCAUGAAGAAGAUCCUAUGAUGUAUCCAGAGAUGGAGUUAGAAAGUGAGAAAGAAAAUAAAGAGCAGAGCCAGCCAAAACCUAAGCAUGAUGGCCGACGACGAAUUCGGGAGGAUGGGCUAAUGAAAAUCUACGUGUUGCAGCUGCUGGCCAGAACUGUGUUUGAGGUGGGCUUUCUGAUAGGACAGUAUUUCCUGUAUGGUUUUCAAGUCCACCCAUUUUAUGUGUGCAGCAGACUUCCUUGUCCUCACAAGAUAGACUGCUUUAUUUCUAGACCCACUGAAAAGACCAUCUUCCUCCUGAUAAUGUAUGGUGUUACAGGCCUCUGCCUACUGCUUAACAUUUGGGAGAUGCUUCAUUUAGGGUUUGGGACCAUUCGAGACUCACUAAACAGUAAAAGGAGGGAGCUUGACGAUCCGGGUGCUUAUAAUUAUCCUUUCACUUGGAAUACACCAUCUGCUCCCCCUGGCUAUAACAUUGCUGUCAAACCAGAUCAAAUCCAGUACACUGAGUUGUCCAAUGCUAAGAUUGCCUACAAGCAAAACAAAGCCAAUAUCGCCCAGGAACAGCAGUACGGCAGCCACGAGGAGCACCUCCCAGCUGAUCUGGAGACUCUGCAACGGGAGAUCAGGAUGGCUCAGGAACGCUUGGAUCUAGCAAUCCAGGCCUACCAUCACCAAAACAACCCCCAUGGUCCUCGGGAAAAAAAGGCCAAAGUGGGGUCCAAAUCUGGGUCGAACAAAAGCAGUAUUAGUAGUAAAUCAGGGGAUGGGAAGACCUCUGUCUGGAUUUAAUCUUGGUUGGGCUUAAAACUUGGGUUUUCAUAGUUUAUGGUAAGCAGCAACUCGAUGAAUAAUGACUUCCAUUGAGUAAACAUUUGGCUCUGGUUAUCUUCAGGGAUGCUGUUGGCUCAUGAUCCAAACUCAGGGGACUCUGAAGGUGGAGCUGUGAUGAGUGGGGAGAGGGAAACACAGUGUUCCAGGCACAUGUUCUCAGCAAUAAUACAGUUGCAGAACUUUACAUUGUGUCUUCCAGAUCCAGAGAAGAACAGAUAUAUUUAAAUCAUUCUGUUGAACAGUUUUUGUAUGUACAGUAUUAUGGUACAUUUUUUUUAGUAUGAUAACUUUUUUUGUAUUUGUACAUUGGACUGCUGUAGUUAUACUUUUUUAUAUUAAAGGGAAAAAUCCUUGUAAAU